AUGGAUAAAUUAAAAGAAGUAUGUUUAAAAUUUAUAUUGAUCUAACUCAAUUGGUGGCAAAGAUUGAGUCAGUGAUUCGAAAUUCUAGUUGUUUUUAACUCAUUAGUCCACUUUUUUGUUGACUUAUUUUGAUUUGACAGCUACCCGAUUUAAUCCUUAUUGGAUAAUAUAUACUAAUAGUUAUUUAGAAAAUUAAUAAUUUAAAAUUAGAUGCUGAAAAAUGGCAAGAAAAAUCAGAUGAAUUAUCUGAUAGAAUUAAGGAAUUAGAACAAGAAAAUUUAGAAAAAGAUAAUCAAAUUCAAUCAUUAACUAGAAAAAAUACAGUAUUAGAAGAAGAAGUUGAAAAAUUAGAAACAUCAUUAAAUGAAAUUAAACAAACAGCAGAUGAAUCACAUUCUUUAAAAACUUCAAAUGAAAAUUAUACUAAAAAAAAUCAAGUUUUAGAAGAAGAAUUAGAAGAGGCUGAUAAAAAUUUAAAAGAAACAACUGAAAAAUUAAGAGAAACCGAUAUUAAAGCAGAACAAUUGGAAAGAAAAGUUGCUUCUUUAGAAUCUGAAAAGGAAGAUUGGGAAAAGAAAUUUGAAGAUUUAACUCAACAAUAUAAUCAAGCUAAAGCUGAAUUGGAUGAAAUUAGUCAACAAUUGGAAGCUAUUUAA
Messenger RNA from Insectozyma verbasci, 656 nucleotides. NCBI's taxonomy places the organism in Eukaryota, Fungi, Ascomycota, Pichiomycetes, Serinales, Debaryomycetaceae. The record is from the annotation of a GenBank genome assembly.